Medicago truncatula (barrel medic) is the source of this 1237-nucleotide messenger RNA. RefSeq lists its product as uncharacterized. Lineage: Eukaryota; Viridiplantae; Streptophyta; Magnoliopsida; Fabales; Fabaceae. The transcript is spliced from 4 exons. The coding region runs from base 211 to 1032 and encodes 273 amino acids. The record is from RefSeq and is a predicted model, not a curated record.
UUUAAAAUUAUUAUUGAAUUUCCCAUCCACAAUUAAUUGUAUUAUGUUUUCCAUGCUUCAUUCAACUACCUUCACUAAAGAUUUGCAUCGGCCCUUUUAUUUUAUUCCUCCAGCUUUCUCUCUUCCACACUUACUCUCCCUCCUGCUCUUACGCUUUUCCUCUUAUGCUUUCGCCUGCUCUUACGUUUUCUCUCUUCACAUCAAUAAACCAUGGCAAACAUAAACGUCGAAACGUUCCUAUCAUACCUUUCUCUGACUGCGCCAUUGAUUCCCAAUCCCGUUACUGAUGUUGAUAUGCUGGUUAAUAAGCUUCGUCGAAAAUAUCGAACCUAUGUCAUUGAAUUUGACGUGGAGCAUGGUGCUGUUCAUCUUCCAAACAUGUUCAUGCAUGACUUUGGCGACCAGAUCGAUUUUAUUGCGACAUUGGUUGAUAGUGGACAUAAUCAGUUUGAGGUUUACGUCGAGAAGCACACCAGUGGCAUAUACCUUACAAGGGGAUGGUGUGCACUGCGUGAUUUCUACAAAAUCAAACUUGGUGCUUGGGUAACAAUGGUAUUUGUUGGAAAUGGCAGGUUUGAGAUAAGCUUGGAGGAUAGGGUUGGGGACAAGAUACAAAGUCCCAUGUUUAAUCCACCAAUGAACUUCGUUAUUGAUCGUUCAUGGCUGCCUUUCCAAAUGAUGGAUGCUGUUCCAACUGCUUAUGUGCAUUCUGAUAUUAGCUUCCUAUAUUCAUAUGAGAAGAAGUUGUCUGCUACUGAGUUGGAUUCUGGCUGGAUGGUUCUUGCUUUUUUCGGGUUUUGCAAGCAGACUUUGUGCAAGGGUACUACUUCAAUCAAUUUGGUGGAUGAGUGUGGGAACAAAUGGAUGUGCACGGUGGUCUACGGUACCAGGCCUUAUAAACACUUUAAGAUAGGUGGUGGAUGGAAGCGGAUGGUGGAUGCACGCAGACUUCGUAUAGGCUGCAUUGUUAAGCUUGGUGCACCUGCUGAUGGGAGCAACCAGAAAUUAUAUUUUAAGGUUAUUCGUCAUUAGUGUUACAGUGAAGACGGUGCUUGGGAGAUACAGUUAACUUUGGCAGUUUUUGUUUGAGUUUUGUAAAGCAUUAGUGUUUCUUAACGGUUGCUAGCCCUUUUCGUUUAGUUAUUAGUUUUUUGUACUAUGCCAUCAGAUUUGGUUUUAUUGUAGUUCUUGAACAUCUGAUUUAAUUUAAUGUCAUAUGGAGGAGAUUAUGUUUUCA